Messenger RNA from Chanos chanos (milkfish), 2114 nucleotides. Its product is annotated as translocating chain-associated membrane protein 1-like 1. Lineage: Eukaryota; Metazoa; Chordata; Actinopteri; Gonorynchiformes; Chanidae. Bases 210 to 1325 code for a protein of 371 amino acids. The record is from RefSeq and is a predicted model, not a curated record. Gene Ontology annotation, biological process: SRP-dependent cotranslational protein targeting to membrane, translocation; protein insertion into ER membrane. Gene Ontology annotation, cellular component: endoplasmic reticulum membrane. The transcript has 11 exons.
GUACGUUGAGGGAUUUCGGGGCUGCUGCACCUUUGAGCCACUACAUGACUUUUAAAAGUAUAGAGCAUUUCACGGAUAACAGAAGGAGGAGGAAUCGAGUUGAGUUCGUUGCAUACAAGCUUGACCCAGCCCUUGCUAAAAGUCUGGGAUAGUGGUGUGUGUGACUGAGUGGCAGUCUGUGAGAGUGUGUAUGUGUAUGUGUGUCAGCCAUGGGUUUCCGAAAGAAGAACAAGAGUCCACCGGUGCUGAGCCACGAGUUUGUGAUCCAGAAUCAUGCGGAUAUGGUAUCGUGUGUGGCCAUGAUCAUUCUCCUAGGGCUAAUGUUUGAGGUAACUGCCAAGUUCGCUAUUAUGUUUAUCACAGUCCAGUACAAUGUGACUCAAACUCUAGAUGACAGGCCUGAACCCGUGAACUUUUAUCAGUACGGACCCAAAGAUAUUGCGACUGUGUUCUUUUAUCUGCUCAUUGCUAUAAUACUCCACGCUUUGAUUCAAGAGUACAUACUUGAUAAAAUCAAUCGCCGACUACAUUUGUCCAAAACAAAGCACAGCAAAUUCAAUGAGUCUGGGCAGCUGGCGGCCUUCUACCUGUUCUCUUUCGUCUGGGGCUGCAGCAUCCUCACUGCGGAGGAAUUUGUGACAAAUCCGACGUUGUUAUGGGAAGGCUACCCACACACUCAGAUGGCUUUUCAGGUUAAGUUCUUCUACAUUUGCCAGAUUGCCUAUUGGUUCCAUGCCCUGCCUGAGUUGUAUUUCCAGAAAGUCAGAAAGGAGGACAUUCCUCGUCAACUGUACUACAUUUGCCUUUAUAUUUUCCACAUCACUGGUGCCUAUGUUCUCAAUCUCCAUCGGCUGGGUCUGGUCUUGCUGAUUCCGCACUAUCUGGUGGAGCUCCUCUUCCAUGCAUCCAGACUCUUCUACUUCAGCGAUGAGAACAAGCAGAAAGGGUUCACGCUGUGGGCUCUGCUCUUUGUUGUUGCUCGUUUGCUGACUCUCACCCUGUCCGUGCUGACUUUUGGAUUUGGAUUAUCCCGCACAGACAACCAGGGUUUCUCACUGGCCGAGGGCAACUUUAACGUGCUGACUAUCAGGAUGACCUGCCUGUCAGCUAUUUGUCUGACCCAGGCAUGGAUGAUGUGGAAAUUUAUUAACUUCCAGCUAAAGAAAUGGAGAGAACAGACUCAGAUCCAGGCCAGCAAAAAGAAGGCAGCCAGUCCCAAGAGCAAGCCCAUCAAGAAGGACUCAGCACGAGGGGGUUCAGUUAACGGAGUCAUGAAAGCAGAGGACAGGACUUCGCCGAGAGCAAGAAAAUCCAAAACAUCGUAGAAAGAGAGAUGGAGAUCAGUCUCUCUGGAUGAUACACCCUCAAUCCUUUCAUCUGUCUCCUAACAAAACCACUUAACCACACGGACACCUUAACCGUGUCCAGCGAGAUCAGGUGUGCAGAUAAAAACAUCCUUUUGUGUGGAUUUUUUUUUUCUUGAAUCCUUCUCUUAGAAUGCACUAUGAGUUAUUAUUGGCAUUUUCUUUUUGCUUGUGGGGUGUAGAAUGGUAUUUGGGAGGGGGGGCAGGAGCUGGUGGACAAGUGGUUGCCCUGAUGCUACUGCCUCUUUGCUUUUUUUUUUCUUUUGCUUUUUUUUCCUCAUACUGAUCACUGUGUCUCAGGCACCAAAUCCACCAGUGCCCCUCACUGGCUCGUGUGGUUUGAUUCUGGUUUUUCUUUUGGGCAGAAAGAAAUGGAUUUCUCUCUCUCACUGUUUAGGAUGGCAGCUUGCUUUUCCCUCAGUCUCUUUCUCUCUCUCUCUCCCUCUCCCUCUCCCUCCCUCUCUCUAUCACUCUCUCUCUCUCUCUCUCUCUCUUCUCUGCUCUGUUCUGCUGCUGAGUGAACAAAAUGCUUUGUUCCUGAGAUAUGGCAGAAGUACAAAUGGUGUGUGUCUGAAGGUAGGCCUCAUAGCACCCCACUCGGCUGUGGUCUCCAGGCCUCUUAUGAACCAUGUCUCACCAAUACAGUGAGACGAGCUUUUUAACGAUAGCCCUUCUGCAUUUAGGCUCAAGAUCAAACACAGUGGUGGGUCAGAAAAACUUCAGCCUUCAACGUUAAAGACUGAUAAUACA